CGGUGACUGAUAAGACCAGCAAGGGAUACGUUUCGAUACAGUGGUAAUUUUAUUUAUCAUAAACAAGUCAUUCAUUCUAACGCGUACACAUUGAUACAUUUAUUUCAUCGCUCUGCCAGGUGAACACAAGUGAAGAUGACGAUGCCGCAUGUAGGGGCAGUAUUUGGAGCAAUAGCAGGAGUGAUGGCCAUCUUGUUGCACUCCUCAAUCCACAAGAUAGAAGAAGGACAUCUUGCUGUGUACUACAGGGGUGGGGCAUUGCUGACUUCUCCCAACGGUCCUGGAUAUCACAUUAUGCUGCCUUUCAUUACCACCUACAGAUCAGUGCAGACUACUCUCCAAACUGAUGAGAUCAAGAAUGUGCCUUGUGGAACAAGUGGUGGUGUGAUGAUCUAUUUCGACAGAAUAGAAGUUGUUAACAUGCUGGUCCCCCUAGCAGUGGUGGAGAUUGUGAGGAACUACACGGCUGAUUAUGACAAAACUCUAAUUUUCAACAAGAUUCACCAUGAACUUAACCAGUUUUGCAGUGUACACACACUACAGGAAGUCUAUAUUGAGUUGUUUGACAUUAUAGAUGAGAACCUGAAGACUGCUUUGCAGAAAGAUCUAAAUGUUAUGGCACCUGGACUAACAAUACAGGCAGUCCGUGUUACCAAGCCAAAGAUCCCUGAAUCAAUCAGAAGGAACUUCGAACUCAUGGAAGCAGAGAAAACUCGGCUGUUAAUAACUGCACAGACUCAGAGGGUGGUGGAAAAGGAAGCCGAAACUGAAAGGAAGAGGGCCAUUAUUGAGGCUCAGAAAGUGGCCCAGGUGGCAGAGAUCCACUUCCAGCAGAAAGUGAUGGAGAAGGAGACGGAAAGGAAGAUCUCUGAAAUAGAGGAUGCUGCCUUCUUGGCGAGGGAGAAGGCUCGGGCUGAUGCAGAAUAUUACACAGCUGCCAAGACUGCUGAAGCAAACAGGGUGAAGUUAACUCCAGAGUACCUGGAGCUGAUGAAGUUCCAGGCCAUUGCAGCUAACAGUAAGAUCUACUUUGGACAGGACAUCCCUAACAUGUUUGUAGAGGGAACCAACAAUCCCCCUAAGUCUGGGCGCUCCCCUAAUCUGUCCAACGCUCAGCAAGACUUGCUUAAAAAGCAAGAUCUACAGUGAGUCUACAGCUCUGCCUCUGCACGGGACAGGACAACCUGCUGAGGACUUGUCUUGUCUGCGAGGUGGAGAGCACUGAACUGAAGAUGAUAAGUGGGGCAGCUUUGCAGCUAGUUUGGUGAAUAAUGCACUUCAGUCUUAAAUCUAAAUGGCAAAGAAAGCGUGGGGGGAAUGUAAGGACAAGUAGGGUUGAGAGCUAGGAAAAGGAAAGAUAAAAGGGAAAGUUUUUACCUUGUACUCUUUGGGUGAGGAUGAGUUUUAGGAAUGAGAAUGAUGCCAUUGUUAAAAAUCAGAAGCAUAAUAAAUGCUUAUGCCUGGGAAGGCGACAGCAAGUAGUCGCCCUAAUUUACAUGUGCUUGCAAUCAGUGCAGUGUUUAACUUUGCUGUUGGAUCUGCAUUCAUUUUGUUUUUUGUAUGCAAGGGGAGUGAUUUUGUGAUGAAAAUGAUUUUUGAGAAAUUAUUUCUGGUUGAGUUGAACUGGAAUCUAACAGGUGACACUAAUUAAUUAAAAGCGGUUAUGGUUUGUGUGUAAUGUGGGUAGGUCAUCUCUGUGCCAUCUUCUGUGACACUAAAUCACUAGUUAGCUCUUCUCUCUCAACACGAGUCAGUGUUUAACCACACCUCAUAUCAAAUGCUGCUUGUGGAUGAACUCAUCACAGGUUACAAACGGUAAACAUUUGUCAUUUACAACAUUUCCAGUUGACAUGAAAACUGAGCCAUGAAAUAUUUUAUUUUUUAAUGAUAGUGUUCUAAAUCAAGUGUCCUGACCUGCUAAAUUUUCACCAGAGUUUGCAUAAAGUUACAUACAAUCCUACAGAUACUCAAGUCUUUGAUGUUGGAGGGCUGUUAAUGUGUUCAGUUUCAAUAGUUAAUAUAUAGUGGUGUCAGAUUGGUAGUGAUGUAGAUUCUUUUCUGUUAGCUUGGUGAUAGUUUGCUGUUAUUAGUUGUGAUUGAGAGUGCAGCCCUCUCAGACUUGAGAUGCUGCACUAACACCUUCUGUGGCAUUUACUGUGCGAAAAAUGCUGCAAAUAAAAAGCCAGAUCUUCUCUUCUUAAAGAUGAUUAAUAAUUAAAUGUUCAUACUGGAGCAAAACAAUAAAGCAGGUGAUUUAUAGUGCCACAGGAGGAAGUUUUGAUUUGUAUUCCUCAUCAAGAAGUCAGAACAUCUUUCUUUCCUCCAUCUAGUUUUGAUUCAGGGCCAUGCAUGUGGAAAUGUGUAGUGACUUGAUUAGUAGUGCCUGCGAUCGUCUGCCAAAUCUGUUGUAAUACAGCUUAUUCACAUGUGGGGAACUGUAAAUUCUCAGGAAAUUGACUUAUUUUAAUAAAGCAGCUGCUCUAUGACGGACAGAGCUUCCACCUUUUUAAAAGUCGUCAAUUGUGCGAGAAAUAAUACCUAAAUAUUGUGACACAAUCUGGAAUUGAGAAAUACAAAAACAUCUGUUUGAUAUGAGGAUAAGCAAGGCUAUGAUUUCAUUUCGCUUAAAUCAAACUUUGUGUCUUUGCAAAUAUUUAAUGGGACGUUUUUAGUGCAUCGUCGCCAUUUUAAUGCACCAUCUAUUGACAGUGUCUGUGAAAUUGAGUAUUAUGAGCAUGCUUGUCAAAAUGGAAACAGUAUAAUCAAGAAAAACCUCCUUUCCACGGUCAAUGUUUACAUCUUUUUAUAACUCAAGAACUAAUGAACUGAAGUUUUUCUGUCUUUGCAGAAUAAAAACAAUUUGAAUGGCAACACACCGCUCCUAAUAACAUUAAUAUACUGUUAAAGGUACGUUGUCGGUACUCAUGCCUUCUUCUCCAAACUCGACUGUAGGUAACACACUGACACUGGUUUGGUAUGUCAUACAACCCAAUUUCAAAAUAUCUGAACUACCCCUUUUAAUGAGAAUUAGUUAACCUCUGAUCAUUUUUGUGUGAAGAUAUGAGUUCCAGUGCAACACAACGGGCUUUUCUCUAAUAAAAAAAAUGAAUGUUGAUAAAGCUUGGGCUUAAUUAAAAUGCAAGUUGGUGCUAGUUUUUAAUGUGUUUAAGCUUUUGGAUUUUUUCAGCUCUACUACAUAAUACUUCCACUUUUCAGAAUGCAAGCCUUAAAUAAUAAUGUAUUACCCCAGACUUUGAUUCAGUGAUUCCUAUAAACUAAAAAAAAAAAAAAAACUCCAUUUGAACUUAACUGUGAGACUUCUUAAGAGCUUGGAUGUACAUACUGAACUGUACGGCCUCAUCACAGACUCUCGCUGAGAAAGACUGAACUAGCAGUUGACACUACUAGUGUUUAGAAGAUGUAAUGUUUACUUGACCUAUGAAUGGCAUCUAAAGGCUGCACUCUGCAUUAGUUUUGGUGGUGGGUUCAAAUAAAGAUGCAAAAGGGGGUAUGAAUCACUCAUGAAAAUGAUUUUCUUUUUUUGUCAAUAUUUUGUACAAUCUGUGAAAUUCAAACAUUGUCUCCUUGUUUUAAAAGGUUUAUAUGCAAAAAUGUUUUCAAGUUUUGACAAUGUUCUUAUGUAAAAUAAAACCUAUUUUGGUA
Messenger RNA from Centropristis striata (black sea bass), 3663 nucleotides. It is a transcript of the gene erlin1, whose product is annotated as ER lipid raft associated 1. The transcript has 12 exons. Gene Ontology annotation, cellular component: endoplasmic reticulum membrane; endoplasmic reticulum. Bases 136 to 1149 code for a protein of 337 amino acids. Lineage: Eukaryota; Metazoa; Chordata; Actinopteri; Perciformes; Serranidae. The record is from RefSeq and is a predicted model, not a curated record. Gene Ontology annotation, biological process: SREBP signaling pathway. Gene Ontology annotation, molecular function: cholesterol binding; ubiquitin protein ligase binding.